AUAUCUAAGCAAAAGAUGUUAAAAUUUUUUUUACGAUGUUGCUACGAACUUCAAGACGUCGAGGCCUUGACACUGAUUUUUAACUACCACAUUAUUGCUUUGUGUUCUGUUGUAGGGAGUAGUUCCAUAAAUGCAAGUUUGGUGAAUACAACACCAGCCCUAAUACCUGGUAUCAACGUCAGUUCAGAAGCAUCAAGCUCAACAAGUUCCAGCGGCAGUAUCACAACAUCAUUUCCCGGAUCCAACCUUACCAGUGCUGCCAACAAUGUCACAUUUCCAGUGACCUCUUUGACCACCAGUGACCAGAUCAGACUGGUGAAUGGAGAUGACCCAUGCUCUGGCAGAGUGGAGAUCUACCAUGAUGGUCAGUGGGGAACGGUGUGUGAUGACAUCUGGGACCUAGACAACGCUGAGGUGGUGUGUAGACAGGUGGGCUGUGGCAGAGCUGUGGCUGCUCAAAGCUCUGCCCACUUUGGAGAGGGCAGCGGGCCCAUCUGGUUGGAUGAUGUGAGGUGUUCAGGAAGUGAAUCUGCCCUGACACAGUGCCAGCACCCUGGGUUUGGGUCACACAACUGUGGUCACAAUGAAGAUGCUGGCGUGGUUUGCUCAGCCAGUGACCAGAUCAGACUGGUGAAUGGAGAUGACCCAUGCUCUGGCAGAGUGGAGAUCUACCAUGAUGGCCAGUGGGGAACAGUGUGUGAUGAAUUCUGGGACAUGAACAACGCUGAGGUGGUGUGUAGACAGGUGGGCUGUGGCAGAGCUGUGGCUGCUCAAAGCAGUGCCCAAUUUGGCCAGGGCAGUGGGCCCAUCUGGUUGGAUGAUGUGAGAUGCUCUGGAAACGAAUCUGCCCUGACACAGUGCCAGCACCCUGGGUUUGGGUCACACAACUGUAGUCAGCAUGAAGAUGCUCAUGUGGUUUGCUCAGCGAUCAGACUGGAGAAUGGAGAUGAUGAGUGCUCUGGCAGAGUGGAGAUCUACCAUGAUGGUCAGUGGGGAACGGUGUGUGAUGACAUCUGGGACCUAGACAACGCUGAGGUGGUGUGUAGACAGUUGGGCUGUGGCAGAGCUGUGGCUGCUCAAAGCUUUGCCCACUUUGGACAGGGCAGCGGGCCCAUCUGGUUGGAUGAUGUGAGGUGUUCAGGAAGUGAAUCUGCCCUGACACAGUGCCAGCACCCUGGGUUUGGGUCACACAACUGUGGUCACAAUGAAGAUGCUGGCGUGGUUUGCUCAGGUAGGAAAUCUUCAGUUUGUUUUUUAAUUGCCUCAAAUGGACUGUUACAAAGAUGAACAUGAGAACAUAUG
Messenger RNA from Anguilla rostrata (American eel), 1302 nucleotides. Its product is annotated as deleted in malignant brain tumors 1 protein-like. The record is from RefSeq and is a predicted model, not a curated record. The transcript has 4 exons. Gene Ontology annotation, molecular function: serine-type endopeptidase activity. Bases 16 to 1287 code for a protein of 423 amino acids. Gene Ontology annotation, biological process: zymogen activation. Lineage: Eukaryota; Metazoa; Chordata; Actinopteri; Anguilliformes; Anguillidae. Gene Ontology annotation, cellular component: plasma membrane.